Dermacentor andersoni is the source of this 1431-nucleotide messenger RNA. RefSeq lists its product as uncharacterized. The record is from RefSeq and is a predicted model, not a curated record. Lineage: Eukaryota; Metazoa; Arthropoda; Arachnida; Ixodida; Ixodidae.
GCCAGCGCAGCCAGCGUUCGAGACCUUCGGAGACGAGGCCCGAAAAUUUGUCCCGGAAACCGAUUCGUUCGUCUUGUCGCAUGCAACCGACUCCGCGUUCCGAGUCAGCGAAGCUAAGCCCUUGCAAGUUCCAGAGCCCGCUUCUCCUUGCCCUUAGCGAACGCGGUGUCAGGAUGUCCGUCAUCAUGGGGGGCCUGUUUCCUGCUCUAUACCUGGGCGCGUUCGGCAGGACGCGCUGCUCAGAUUCAUCCAGUGUGAACCCGACCGACCCCGGGUAUUGCUCGCCGAUAGCUCGAGCUACCGUGCAGCGACAGCCGCGUCCGUACUUCAUCAAGGUGCAGGAGCAGGAAUGGACCCGAGCUCCCGGAACGCCUCACGGCAGCGUCGCUUACUGCGCCGUGCCGACAAACUUCGGAGCGCCAUCGCAGGUUUACAUGUGGACCUACCAGGAGUCACGACCCGAUUCGCCGCAAGAGCCUGCCAUUCCACGCCACGAGGCGGAUUCUGUGAACAGCAAAAGCUACGCCAGGAUGUGCCGCCUGGCGGUCGUCGCUUUAGCUCUGGCCAAGGUCGGGGUCCCGGUAGCCGCGGUAGCCAGAAGUGUUAGUCGCAAUGUCAAGAACGACACGGCAACCGUCAAGGCCGGAAAUGUGAUGUUUAAGGGUGCCAGUGCCAUAGGACUCCAAAGCAAUGUCAGGCCGCACACCACGUCUUCCCCGACCAGCACGACAUCUGCUGCUGCUGCCAUAGGACCCAGGGGCAAUUCCACGGUCACGGCGCCAAGAGAGGCGGGUCAUUACAAGCGCUGCGGAGGUACCGGCCAGGGCUGGAAGGCGAACCUGUCGUCGUCGUCGUCGUCGUCGUCAUCGUCGUCGUUGUCGUCGUCGUCGCAGUCAUCGUCGUCGUUGUCGUCGUGGCUCGCGACGACCGGCACCACGUGGCCGACGUCGGAGUCCACAGGCUGCGAGGUGCCCUGCGAACCACUGCUACACAACGUGGGCGGCCUGACGACGCAGAGGCAGCGCACAGUCGCCACGACUCCCGCACGCGCGCGUAUAACGGAGGGCGCUGCUGCCUCUGUGGACUCGUCGACUUCGCAGGCACCGGACGCGAUGGUGGCGGCUACCAGCUCCGCAAUAGCUUCCAGCGCAGGGAAGACCGAGUGCGAAGACACGGGCAGUAACAGGCGAAAAGGUGCCCCGAACCAUUCUUGGUGACCUGGAACCUCGCACAAUGGACGCAUUGUUGUCGGAAGCGUUUGGGCAGCUAGACCGUCCAGACAAGCUUUUUGUUCGGCCAGAGGGCUGGUGGCAACAACUGGGCAGAAGGUCGCUACACUGAAGUUGCCGAAUUGGUGGACUCGAUUCUUGAUGUUGUUCGCAAGAUAUAUUCGUAAUUAGUGUGCUUAAAUAUUAUUGCUUUACCUAUGAA